Messenger RNA from Jaminaea rosea, 381 nucleotides. RefSeq lists its product as hypothetical. NCBI's taxonomy places the organism in Eukaryota, Fungi, Basidiomycota, Exobasidiomycetes, Microstromatales. The record is from RefSeq and is a predicted model, not a curated record. Bases 1 to 381 code for a protein of 126 amino acids. The transcript has 2 exons.
AUGAACUCCAACAGUAUGGUCGCUACUCCUGCGUCUCGCGGCGGCGGUACCGAGCGGGGCAAGGCUCUGGGCCACAGCAAGCGUCGCUUUUCCCUCGGUGUUCUUGCUUUCACGACAUUCCUCUACCUACUGAUUGCCUUUUCCACCAUGGUUUCUGCCACGAACUGCUGCGUAAUCUACGGGCAAUGCCAGCCAUCAACUCAGUGCACGGUCAACAACUGCUCAUGCCAGCACGCCCGCAGGUCAGAGAUGAUCCGUGCCAUCCCUGGACAGGGUGGCCAUUCCUUUGCCGGUGAUGCUCGCACUGAUGCCAAACGGACGAAGAGCACUGCACCCAACCAACCUGUUCUACGCUCUGAGGUCAUCGAGAAGGACAACUAG